Medicago truncatula (barrel medic) is the source of this 1611-nucleotide messenger RNA. Its product is annotated as F-box/kelch-repeat protein At1g57790. Gene Ontology annotation, molecular function: protein binding. The coding region runs from base 110 to 1243 and encodes 377 amino acids. The transcript has 3 exons. The record is from RefSeq and is a predicted model, not a curated record. Lineage: Eukaryota; Viridiplantae; Streptophyta; Magnoliopsida; Fabales; Fabaceae.
UUGAGUCAGGACCUGUGUGACAGCAGAAUUAGGGACUAAAGUAACUAUUUGCUCAUAUGUAUUUUGCGGUUUUGGGCAGAAAGCAAGCAAGCAACUCAACAUUCUACGCAUGAUGUCGGGGAAAAGGAAAAAAAAGUCGAAAUCAUCAAUCAAAGACAAUAGAAGAGCUGCUGUAAAAAGUGACAAUUUGGAGCUGCAAACAUGGGCCGAUCUCCCUGCUGAAGUCUUGGAAUUGUUCUUGUCUCGUUUGGAUAUUGGGGAUAAUAUUCGUGCUUCAGCUGUUUGCAAGAGAUGGUGUUCAGUUGCCACUUCUGUACGUGUACUCGACCAAUCACCUUGGCUUAUGUAUUUCCCAAAAAAGGGUAAUUGUUAUGAUUUCUAUGACCCUGUUCAGCGUAAGACCUAUUCCCUUGAGUUGCCAGAGUUGGAUGGAUGUCGUGUUUGCUAUACAAAAGAUGGUUGGUUAUUGCUAAACCGGCAGGACUGGCGGAGGUUGGACGGAAAUCACAUUUUCUCUCUCUUUAAUCCCUUUACUAGGGAUCUGAUCACGCUGCCAAAAUUUGACAGGACAUAUCAAAUUGCUGCCUUCUCAUGUGCUCCAACAUCAACUGGAUGUGUUAUAUUAAUUUUCAGACGUGUUGGUUCUAGUCUUGUAGCUAUAAGCACGUGUUAUCCUGGGGAAAAAGAAUGGACCACUGUUAAUUAUGACGCGGAACUCUCAUGUAGCAUGUGCGAUAAGCUUGUCUUUUCUAAUGGGUUAUUUUAUUGUCUGAGCGACAGAGGUUGGCUAGGGGUGUUUGACCCACUUGAACGUACUUGGACUGUUUUCAAAGUACCUCCGCCCAAAUGCCUAGCAGAGAGUUCUACUGCCAAAAAUUGGUCGAAAGGGAAAUUUAUGAUAGAGCACAAAGGAAAUAUAUUUGUAGUUCAUAUAUGUUGUGGUGAGGACCCAAUAAUUUUCAAGUUAGAUCUGACACUAAUGGAAUGGAAAGAGGUGAGAUCACUAAAUGGAGUAACACUUUUUGCUAGUUUUUUGUCAUCUCAUUCUAGGACUUACGCCACUGGAAUAAUGAGAAACAGUGUCUACUUCCCUAAAGUCCGUUUCUAUGGAAAACGUUGCAUAUCAUUCUCUCUUGAUGACCGUAGAUAUUAUCCCAGUGAGCAGUGUCGUGACAAGGUAGAACCAAAUACUUUUGAGAACUUCUGGAUUGAACCACCAAAAGACUUUACUGGCUGGAUGUAAAAAAAAAAAAAAUUAGCGGAGCAAGAACUAGGAACGUUAUUGUCUAACAUGAUAUAUAUGUUUGAGUGCAGCAUUUGGAUUUAGCCUCUCGAAUUCUUUGCGAUUCUCCAUGCAGAAUGUGGUCCUUUCAUGUCACAGGUUCAGAGUUCACAGUUAAUUAGCAAAACCUAUUUGAAGGUUGUACAUAGGAAGUUAAUAUGUGAAGGAGUGGAUAUUCGUGAGAAGGAAGCGAAAAUAUUUAUCUCUUUGGUUAUUUUGUCUCUGAAGAUCCUGAAUUUCAUGAUUUUUCUCCCGCAAUGCUUUUGUGGAACAAUAGAGUUAUUUAUACUUCGUAGUUCAUACUACUAAUCUAUAGAUUUAAUUACUUA